CCGCAGACCGACGCCAUCCUUCUGGAGCCACACGAGGAGCUGGCCAUAUGCAAGUACUACGAAAAGCGGCUGGUGGAAUUCUGCGCUGCCUUCAAGCCUGCUAUGCCGAGAUCCGUGGUGGGAACAGCUUGCAUGUAUUUCAAACGUUUUUACCUCAAUAACUCGGUGAUGGAGUAUCAUCCUCGAAUAAUAAUGCUAACGUGUGCGUUUUUGGCCUGUAAAGUAGACGAAUUCAAUGUAUCCAGCGCACAGUUCGUUGGUAACCUUCGAGAAAGCCCUCUUGGACAAGAAAAAGCUCUUGAACAAAUACUGGAGUAUGAACUACUGCUUAUUCAGCAACUGAAUUUCCAUCUUGUCGUCCACAAUCCUUACAGGCCAUUUGAGGGUUUUCUCAUCGAUUUGAAGACUCGCUAUCCAGUGCUGGAGAAUCCUGAAGUUUUGAGGAAAAUGGCUGAUGACUUUCUCAAUCGAGUGGCUCUGACAGAUGCGUAUCUGCUCUUUACUCCCUCACAGAUAGCUCUCACUGCCAUACUAUCUAGUGGUUCAAGGGCAGGAAUUAAUAUGGAAAG
Messenger RNA from Phaethon lepturus (White-tailed tropicbird), 569 nucleotides. It is a transcript of the gene CCNH, whose product is annotated as cyclin H. Gene Ontology annotation, biological process: DNA-templated transcription; regulation of transcription by RNA polymerase II; regulation of cyclin-dependent protein serine/threonine kinase activity. Gene Ontology annotation, cellular component: nucleus; transcription factor TFIIK complex. The transcript is spliced from 4 exons. The record is from RefSeq and is a predicted model, not a curated record. The annotation marks the transcript as partial. Lineage: Eukaryota; Metazoa; Chordata; Aves; Phaethontiformes; Phaethontidae. Gene Ontology annotation, molecular function: cyclin-dependent protein serine/threonine kinase regulator activity.